Enterobius vermicularis (human pinworm) is the source of this 945-nucleotide messenger RNA. The record is from the annotation of a GenBank genome assembly. Lineage: Eukaryota; Metazoa; Nematoda; Chromadorea; Rhabditida; Oxyuridae.
AUGUCCGUAGUUCCAGAACCCGCUUCUACUGUUCCCGAUGCUACAGCUGAAAAAAGUGUGCCAUUAGUGGCAACGACAAGCGACAAUAAUCCCGGUUCUUUCGAGGAAUUGCACCGUAAAUGUCGUGAAGUAUUUCCAAUGUGUUUUGAGGGUGCGAAGGUUAUGGUGCAAAAAGGAUUGUCAUCACAUUUUCAGGUGUCACAUACAUUAAGUAUAUCGCCUAUGAACACGGGUUACCGUUUUGGGGCAACAUAUGUGGGAACAAAUAUGUUAACUCCAACGGACGCAUUUCCUGUUAUACUUGGGGAUACGGACACUGCUGGAAAUACUUCGGCAACUUUUGUACAUCAGUGGGGGAAAUUUAGAGUGAAACUUCAAAGUCAAAUUCAAAAUAGCAAAUUUUCUGCCGCUCAAGGUACUUUUGAAUAUCGUGGUCGCCUUUCAACAUUAGGUUUAACAUUGGCAAAUAUUGACGUCAUCAGCGAAAGCGGCAUAAUAGUUGGACAACUUCUUCGGCGAUUGACGCCAUCUGUUGAUUUAGGCGCUGAGCUGGUGUACCAGUAUGGAAAGCAGGUGCCCGGCCAACAGAUUUCUGUGCUUACGUACGCUGCCAGAUAUAAUGGGAAAGACUUUACGGCUUCUGGAACCAUUGGAAAAUCUGGCUUUCAUUUAUGUUAUUAUCAUAAACAGGUUGAUAACCUUUCUUUUGGUGUUGAGUUUGAAAGCAAUUUUCGAGCAAGGGAGGCUUUAACGACGUUUGCUUACCAAGCGGAGUUACCAGACGAAGGGGUUACGAUGCGAGCUUCUGUUGACACUAAUUGGACGGUAACUGGUGUUUUUGAAAAGAAGUUAAGUCCCAGCUUGCCGUUUACUUUAGUUCUUUCCGGUAUGCUCAACCAUGUAAAAGCGCAGGGCAAAUUCGGUAUUGGUCUGAUUAUUGGAUAA